Molecule: messenger RNA, 3356 nt
Organism: Sebastes umbrosus (honeycomb rockfish)
Lineage: Eukaryota; Metazoa; Chordata; Actinopteri; Perciformes; Sebastidae
Gene: cnr1
Product: cannabinoid receptor 1
Exons: 2
Coding region: 415-1818 (467 amino acids)
Biological process (GO): G protein-coupled receptor signaling pathway
Cellular component (GO): membrane
Molecular function (GO): cannabinoid receptor activity
Source: RefSeq, a predicted model, not a curated record
UGACAGCUCCAUGGGUUGGGCAGAUAAAGCUAUAUGGGAACACGUGACAGGGCUUGUAGGAGCGACGCUUCAUAAAGUGUGAAGACACAGAGAAAGAGGCUGGAGAGGCGCUGGAGCAGCAGCAGCAGCAACAACCUGGACCCACAGAGCAGGAGCGCACUCCAACUCCAACUCACUUCUACGGACAACCAACAAAACUUAUGUUACAUGCAGACUUUGCAAAAGAAACUGAAUAAUCAUGAUGAUAAUGGUGGUUUCAUUCUAACACAUGCAUGCAGGCUGGUUGUCUCUUAUUCUUUUAUAUAAGAGCCAUCGGAUGAUGCGCUUCUGACUUGGAUUAUUCUGCGCACUUGUGGAGAAUUAUGUAAGGUUGUACAGGCGUCUCGUACUGCAGUAUUACCCUCAGACACAGCCAUGAAGUCUGUGCUGGACGGCGUGGCGGACACCACCUUCCGGACUAUUACAUCUGGUUUACAGUAUCUGGGCUCCAACGACGCCAACUACGAGGACCAACUCAGCGAUGUAAACUCCAAGGCGGGUUUCUCCCUGCAGAAGCCCUUUUCUGCUUUCCGCAGCAACUCCUUCCCCAACAAAGUGCCUGCGGACGAGGAGCUCAUCCUCAAGGGCAUCCCCUUUUUUCCCACCAAUUCCACUGACUUGUUUGGCAACAGGAGCACUUUCAGAGAUGAGACUAACACCAUACAAUGUGGGGAGAACUUCAUGGACAUGGAGUGUUUCAUGAUCCUGACCCCGAGCCAGCAGCUGGCUGUGGCGGUGAUGUCUCUGACUCUGGGCACCUUCACGGUGCUGGAGAACCUGGUGGUGCUCUGCGUCAUCUUCCAGUCCCGCACCCUCCGCUGCCGGCCCUCCUACCACUUCAUUGGCAGCCUGGCGGUGGCUGACCUGCUGGGGAGUGUCAUAUUUGUCUACAGCUUUCUGGACUUCCAUGUCUUCCACAGGAAGGACAGCCCCAAUGUUUUCCUCUUCAAGCUGGGCGGAGUCACGGCGUCAUUCACUGCGUCCGUUGGGAGCCUUUUCCUCACCGCUAUCGAUCGAUACAUCUCGAUACACCGGCCUCUUGCCUACAGACGCAUCGUGACACGGACCAAGGCGGUCAUUGCCUUUUGCGUGAUGUGGACCAUCUCCAUCGUCAUCGCAGUGCUACCUCUGCUGGGCUGGAACUGUAAACGCCUCAACUCUAUUUGCUCAGACAUAUUCCCUCUGAUAGACGAGAACUACCUGUUGUUCUGGAUCGGUGUGACCAGCGUGCUGGUCCUUUUCAUCAUCUACGCCUACAUAUACAUCCUGUGGAAGGCACACCACCACGCUGUGCGCAUGCUGAGCCGCACCUCCCAGAAGAGCCUCGUUGUUUACUCGGCUGAUGGGACUAAAGUGCAGACCACGCGUCCAGAGCAGACGCGCAUGGACAUCCGUCUGGCCAAGACCCUGGUGCUCAUCCUGGCUGUGCUGGUCAUCUGCUGGGGCCCAGUGCUCGCCAUCAUGGUCUACGACCUCUUCUGGAGGAUGGACGACGACAUCAAGACGGUGUUUGCGUUCUGCACCAUGCUCUGCCUGCUCAACUCCACCGUCAACCCCAUCAUCUACGCCUUGAGGAGCAAGGACAUGCGGCACGCCUUCCUCAUGUCCUGUCACGCCUGCAGGGGCAGCUCCCAGCAGCUGGACAAUAGCCUCGAGUCGGACUGCCAGAACAGAAACAUCUCUGCCAACCGGGCUGCAGAGAGCUGCGUGAAGACCACUGUGAAAAUAGCCAAAGUAACAAUGUCUGUGUCGACUGAAACUUCUGCAGAGGCUGUCUAAUUGGCCGUCACAGGGGGGAAACUGUGUAAAUGUCAUCCUCCCCAAACAAUGCCAUUCAACACAAUAAAGCAGAAGUUAGAUAUAAAAAACAAAAAAUCCUGAAAGUAUCGACUCACAUCCUCACGUAGACGCUUCAGUGGUUGCAUUAUUUUACGUUGGUCUGUGAGUACACGGUGUGCCAAAGUGCCAAACGGUGUCGCAAGUUCAUAGGAAGGACUCUUAAUUUGAAAGGAUUAUCAAAGACUAUCAUGAGUCUGCUGUUUACCAUAUAGACUUCAUGAUAUCCAAGUUAGUGAAGGCAUAUUAUAUUUUUGUACUGUGAAUUCAGGUUUUGAAAACAAUAUAUCUUCAUUUAUGGGAUAAGGGGCUACUGACAUUUUUAAUUCGACAUGUUUUACUGUGUCAUCUAGACUUUAAAAAUGUGUCUUGCACCAUAAAUAUAACGAAUCUUCGCGUCUUGACUUUCUACAGGCUUCAUGUACAUGUUGCAUAAAGACAUUUCUAUGAGGGAAUGAUAAAAAAAAAGGAUUGUUCAUUUCCAAAAUUGACAUUUAACAUGUCACUUUUCUUCUGACAACACUCACAGUGAGUGGCAAAAGAGAUUUUGAGGGAAUGAUUCAUGCUCAAGAUUAAAAAAAAAUAAGCUCUAAUGAGAUGGAGGAUAAAUGGAUUCACAGCUUUUGUCAGAUCUGGAAUGGCAUUUUCUGUGGCAGAGUGACGAUCGUCCCUGUUGUCCAUUUCUUUACCCGCUAAGCUGUUAGAGUAACGUGUCUUUGUUCAAAUGUAAACCUAACAACUGUACAGUGUUUUCUUGCAAAAAUAAAGUCGACUCAUUCAUUCAAGCUUUUGGCCAAAGCUUGAACACAUCAAAACUGAAUUUGGACGCAGUGUGCUGGUCACUACUGCAACAACGUUGAAGUGGUUUCUUGCUGCUUUCAUCAAAUGUAUGAUUUUUACCGGCCUUGUAUGUGUGUGAUACCUUGUGACUUGAUGAUAUAUUUCCAACCCCCGAGCCUUUUUGAUCAUUGCAGUGAGUUGUUUUAGUGCUACUGUUGCAGCGGGGCAUCAUUUGGGAAAAUAAAAGCAACCCAUGCACAGGCCUAUAGUGAAGUACUUUUGGCGUAACUCUAAAUAAAAAAAAAAUGUCUGUUAAUUUUACUUAUCUAAACAAAGAAACAGGGGUCUUUUCAUUAUAGCUGGUGGAUGGAAGUGUACGUGUGGAGACUCGAUGACCGACCUGACAAAAGAAAUCUGAGAAGAUGUGAUUUUUCUAAUGUAGUACUUUUAAUCUAGAAAUCUCACAGCACAAUACUGUUCUGUAGACAUUUAUCUUGGUGUGAAGUUAUCCAGACGAGCUGUUUAUCAGUAUGCUUUGCUGCCUCUUGUAUUAUUGAGUAUUGAAGAUCAAAAUGUCAAACUGUCAAGUGGCUUCUGUACAGUGGUGGCAUAAUGAGGACUAUAAAAAAAACAACAAUCAGUCAAGUGUUUUUAGUAUUGCUGUUUUCAAAACUUUUGAAUAAAGUUGCAGCUGGUUGUCA